Messenger RNA from Drosophila teissieri, 1151 nucleotides. It is a transcript of the gene Gr89a, whose product is annotated as putative gustatory receptor 89a. Gene Ontology annotation, cellular component: membrane. The record is from RefSeq and is a predicted model, not a curated record. Gene Ontology annotation, biological process: sensory perception of taste. The transcript has 2 exons. NCBI's taxonomy places the organism in Eukaryota, Metazoa, Arthropoda, Insecta, Diptera, Drosophilidae. The coding region runs from base 57 to 1151 and encodes 364 amino acids.
ACAAGUAAAUAGAUUGAAGUCGCAAGUCGCGUUGCCGGGGGUCAGUUGCCCGGAAAAUGUCGCGAUUGCCGCAUGUCUGCGGUCUCUGUUUGCUGCUGAGAUUUUGGCAGAUUCUGGCCUUGGCCCCGUUUCGGAUGGGUGGAACUGGUGGGCCAAUGGGCGCCAGGUGCCAGCGAUGGCUGACCUUGAUGGCGCUCCUCAGAUUGCUCCUACUCACAGCGGUGGCCCCCUUUGUGCUGUGGAAAAGCGCCGCCAUGUACGAGGCCACUAAUGUGCGCCACUCGACGGCCUUCAAGACAAUAGCUCUGGCCACCAUGACGGGCGAUGUCUGCAUUGCCCUAGCGCUGUUGGCCAGCCACCUUUUGCAUCGCCGGGAGUUGGCCAGUUUGGUGAAUGACUUGGCCAGAUUGCAUCGCCGGCGAAGGCUGAGCUGGUGGUCCACUUGGUUCCUCUGGCUAAAGCUGCUGCUUUCCCUCUACGACAUCCUGUGCAGCGUGCCCUUCCUCAAAGGAGCAGGUGCUCGUCUGCCCUGGGCCCAACUGGUGGCCUAUGGAGUGCAGCUCUACUUUCAGCACGUGGCCAGUGUCUAUGGCAACGGAAUAUUCGGCGGAACACUUCUGAUGCUAGAGAGCUACUCCCACUUGGAACGCGAGCAGCCCAACCUGGCUGGGCUUUUGAAGAAGGAAGCCAGCUGGCUGAGACUCACCCGCAGAUUCGUGAAGGUCUUUCAGCUGGGCAUAUUCCUGCUGGUCAUCGGCAGCUUCGUCAACAUCAUGGUCAACAUCUACGCAUUCAUGUCCUACUACGUGUCGCUGCACGGCGUUCCCCUGACCAUAUCCAACAACUGCCUCGUCCUGGCCAUCCAACUGUUUGCAGUCAUUUUAGCCGCUCACUUCUGCCAGGUGAAGUCAGCUAGGUUGAGAACAACCUGCUUGCAACUGGAAUACGUGCCCGAAGGAUUGACCCAGGAGCAGGCCAUAGCUUCGACUCCGUUUCCCUUGCUCUCGCCCACCGGCACUGCCAAGUUUCGCAUUUUGGGCGUUUUCAUCUUGGACAACUCGUUCUGGCUCUUCUUGGUCUCGUAUGCCAUGAACUUCAUUGUGGUUAUCCUGCAGACCAGCUUUGAGAACAUACAUCAUGGCGAGAUCUGA